AUGGCUUAUUUGAUAAUACCUAGAGCAUUGAUAAUUGAAAGUCCCUUAAUCUAUGUAUUUUCAUGGAGGUAAUUGAUCAAUAAAUAUAGUAUCCUUGUAGUUGAGUCGUUUUAGAUAAAUUUGUCACCAAAUACAUCCAAGCGAUUUCCUAUAAAUAUAUUGCUAUUUACUUUUGGGAGUUUCGGAAGAAUAUUUGUCUACCUAUUCAUUAGCGAAUAUUUUGACAUAUCAAAGUUCUUGUUACUCAACUUAAUGAGCAUUUCCUUAAUUAUUUACAUUCGAUUUAAAGUAUUGCAGCAGGCAUACCACACGUACAUGGAAAUUAAUCAAAUGAAGAAUCCGUUCUAAUUGAAUGAAGAGUUCAUGAAUGAACCAUAAGUAGAUAAGGAUUGGGAUUUAUUGAUGAGUAGACAGGAGGAGGAUCUCAAGUAGUUGGAGAAUGAGAGUUAGGAAUAAGAGGAAGAGGCGAGUGAAAAUAGUUCAGAGAAGGAACAAGAGUAAGUUAAAUCUAAGGGACAGAAGAGUGAAAUCACAAAUAAAAAUUAACCCAUUCUUAAUGAGUUGAAAUAGGAGGAUUAACUUAAAAAUAGCAAUGUCAUUGGCAUUAACAAUAUAUUGGAUUUUAAAGUAUUCUAUUAUAAUUAUAUGAUUGCAAUUAUUGUGCCUUGUUUUAUGUGGGCAUUCUUUUAUUUCCCCAUCAAGUAAUUGGUUUCAGUGCUCAUCUUCAAUAUACUUUAUCUCACAUUUAUUUGGAUUCAUUGCAAGACUUACAAUUCAGAGAGAAGGAUUUUUGUGUUAAUUUACAAUAUGGAAAACGCUUAUUUACUCCUGACUGCCUAUUUUGACUCAGACUUUUUGUGUCCAUGGUGGAUGGUGUAUGAGUUGAUCAAAAUGGGAGAUAAGAAUUAUUAGAAGAAAAUGAGAUUGUCCUAAUAUUGA
Paramecium octaurelia is the source of this 939-nucleotide messenger RNA. The record is from the annotation of a GenBank genome assembly. Lineage: Eukaryota; Ciliophora; Oligohymenophorea; Peniculida; Parameciidae.